AGCCCUCCUCUUUCAGCAUCCACACACAACAGUGUGCUGUCUCUGUUCCAGGGGAGAGUAUCGGCUCUGCACAGGGAGGAGAGGAUUAGCCCAGCCACUCAUCUCAUCUGCAUUUGCAGUUUCUAGGGAAGCACAUGAGCAUCCAAGGCUGCACCCCUUUGUAUAAAUCCUGGCACUCCAAUCAUAGAGGCUGCACUUCAUCUGCUGUCACUGCUCUGUGAAGAUUCUGACUAUUUUUUUUUUUCUUAUCUAAAGGUGUUUUUAAUACUUUUUGCCACUAUUAUGCCGUCAAUGUGCUUAUCUAACUGGAAACAUGCAACUCAUAUUGUUUGACAGUUAUUUCCUCUAAAAAUCAAGGAGAUUAUCCUCUUUUCUUUAGGACUUUUUCCACUUUCUUCAUCUUUUUGUCCUGUUUGGGGACUGAAGCCUCAGAAUGCCAUCUCGAGAGUCCUAUGAUGUUCAAAAGAAAGAGAAGCCUCUGGUGCAAAAGGCCAAGAGAGAGGCCAGUCAGGAGGACAUUCUGGCUGCGGCUCUGGGAAUGAGGAUGGGGCCACAGAAACCUUCAGCCACUUUUUGGCAACCACUUAAACUAUUAGCCUACUCACAGUUCACCUCACUGGUGCGCAGAGCCACACUGAAGGAGGUUAACCGGGAGCCCAGGUCUGAGAAAGUCCACAACUUUAAGGUUCACACCUUCCGGGGGCCUCACUGGUGCGAACACUGUGCUAGAUUCAUGUGGGGAGUGAUGGCUCAGGGGGUCAAAUGUGCAGACUGUGGUAUGAAUGUUCACAAAGAGUGCUCGGCUCAGGUACCCGACGACUGCAAGCCCAACCUGAGACACAUCCGCAAGGUUUACAGCUGCGACCUCACAACAUUGGUAAAGGCCUACAACACAGCCCGACCCAUGGUGGUGGACAUGUGCAUACGAGAAAUCGAGUCCAGAGGACUGAGAUCAGAGGGCCUCUACAGGAUAUCUGGGUUCAGUGAUUCAGUGGAAGAAGUCAAGAUGGGAUUUGAUAAAGAUGGAGAGAAGACAGAUAUCUCAGUGAAUGCCUAUGAAGACAUCAAUAUCAUCACAAGUGCACUGAAGCUAUAUCUCAGGGAUUUGCCUGUUCCUGUGAUCUCCUACGACGCUUACCCCAGGUUCAUCGAGGCCACAAAGUUCACAGAUCCUGAAAAGAAGCUUGAGGCUUUCCGGGAGGCUCUCGCUCUGCUGCCACCAUCACACAAGGAAACUCUCAAGUACCUCAUGGCCCAUUUAAAAAGGGUUACACAGAAUGAGAAAUUUAACCUGAUGAGUGCGGAAAACCUCGGUAUUGUCUUCGGCCCCACCCUCAUGCGUGCACCCAACCAGGAUGCCAUGACAGCACUGAACGACGUCCGCUACCAGAGGCAGGUGGUGGAGGUCCUCAUCAAAAACGAAGAUGUGCUCUUUUAAGCUCUAAACAGGACAUUUGAGACAACAUUUUGCAACUUCUCUUUUGUGUAAAGACUUAUUUUGUAUCAUAGUGAUGGGUACUUUUUGAAAUGCCUUGCAUAUGGACUAACAUCUGGGUGCAGAUUAUGCACACUACACCUAUUUCCUGACUCCCCAUUUUUGUCGGGGUUGCUUUAGAAGUUGAUAGACCAGCAUGCAUGGUGCAAGGUCUCUUUUGACUUGUUGUAAUUUAGCAUGUGUUCAGACUGUGAUUUUGCUUUAGUCGUGUAGUAAGUAGUUAUCAUCCAUGUUCCUUUUUACAUACUUUGCAGUUAUUUUUGUGAAACGUUAUACAUCUGGAUGUAUGAAUAAGCUACUAAAUUUUCUUAGGUGAUUUUUUUAUGAUGCUGUAUUUUUUUAUCUCCUUGAUCGUUUGUAAGUGAUCCACAGUUCUUAGUUGAAUCUACUUUUUGUCUGUAAACACUGGUGCAUUUGCCUGAAAGUUAACGGUGUUAUUGUGCUAUAAAAAAAAACUUUUUUGUGAAAUUAAUUUUGUACUGUAAUGUUUUCUAUACAACCUUUGCAUGAUCACUUUAAUUUAUUAAACCACACUUUGACAAACUCCUCCUGAAUUGUUGCCUUAAUAAAG
Messenger RNA from Cyprinodon variegatus (sheepshead minnow), 2066 nucleotides. It is a transcript of the gene chn1, whose product is annotated as chimerin 1. Gene Ontology annotation, biological process: signal transduction; regulation of GTPase activity. The coding region runs from base 434 to 1438 and encodes 334 amino acids. The record is from RefSeq and is a predicted model, not a curated record. The transcript has 7 exons. Lineage: Eukaryota; Metazoa; Chordata; Actinopteri; Cyprinodontiformes; Cyprinodontidae. Gene Ontology annotation, molecular function: GTPase activator activity.